AUGUUGUAUCAACCCUAUUGGUCUCUUCUUUGUGGACUGCAACUUAUCAAGACAUCAAUGAUCCAAUCUGCAGCAUUUCCGCCAUCACGAGGAGGCAAAUGCAACUGCAACUGCACAUCCGCUCAAGGUAGCUCCAUGGCCAAAGCGCUUCACCGUACAAGUCCAACAAGUCCAACAUGGGUAGGUAGACUAACCCUCCGAUGGAACCACAAUUUCAAGUACUGUACUGUGUGA
Molecule: messenger RNA, 234 nt
Organism: Pochonia chlamydosporia 170
Lineage: Eukaryota; Fungi; Ascomycota; Sordariomycetes; Hypocreales; Clavicipitaceae
Exons: 1
Coding region: 1-234 (77 amino acids)
Source: RefSeq, a predicted model, not a curated record